AUGAGUGUCCUCUGUCGGGCCGGCGCCUGGUCCCUGUGCGCCACUGCGCGCGCGGUUAUUCCUUGUCUAUGCAAUGGGAAAUACUUCAGCUCCGGAAGAGAGACAGCAGAAAACAGCGCUGUGACCCCGAUGCUGCGGCAUCUUAUGUACAAAAUCAAGUCUACUGGUCCCAUUACUGUGGCCGAGUACAUGAAGGAAGUCUUGACUAACCCAGCCAAGGGUUAUUAUGUGCACCGUGACAUGUUGGGAGAAAAAGGAGAUUUCAUUACUUCACCUGAAAUAAGCCAGAUCUUUGGGGAGCUGCUCGGGAUAUGGUUCAUUAGUGAAUGGAUGAGCGCUGGAAAAAACUCAACUUUCCAGCUAGUGGAACUUGGUCCAGGUAGGGGCACGCUCACUGGAGAUAUUUUGAGGGUGUUCAGCCAGCUUGGAUCUGUGCUGAAAAAUAGUGACAUUUCAAUCCAUCUUGUAGAAGUGAGUCAGAAAUUAAGUGAGGUCCAAGCGGUGACACUGACGGAGGAGAAGGCCCCAGUGCAGCGAAGUCCUGACUCUCCAGUGUAUAUGAAAGGGAUUACUAAGUCUGGACUUCCAAUCUCCUGGUACCGCAACCUGCAGGAUGUUCCAAAGGGGUACAGCUUUUAUCUUGCGCAUGAGUUUUUUGAUGUUCUUCCUGUGCAUAAGUUUCAGAAAACACCACAAGGAUGGCGAGAAGUGUUAAUUGAUAUUGAUCCACAAGUUUCUGAUAAACUGAGGUUUGUUUUGGCACCUUGUGCUACUCCAGCAGAAACUUUCAUACAACAUGAUGAAACAAGGGACCAUGUGGAAGUCUGCCCCGAUGCUGGUGUGAUUAUUCAGGAGCUUUCUCAGCGCAUUGCAUUGACCGGAGGGGCGGCACUGAUUGCUGAUUACGGUCAUGAUGGAACAAAGACAGAUACCUUCAGGGGCUUUUGUGGUCACAAGCUCCAUGACGUGCUGAUCGCUCCAGGGACAGCAGACCUUACCGCUGAUGUGGACUUCAGUUACUUGCGCAGAAUGGCACAAGAAAAAGUCGCCUCUUUGGGGCCAAUAAAACAACAGACGUUUUUAAAAAACAUGGGUAUUGAUGUCCGGCUGAAGGUUCUUUUAGGUAAUUCAGAUAAGCCGUCUACAAGGCAGCAGUUACUUCAGGGAUAUGACAUGUUAAUGAACCCUAAGAAGAUGGGAGAAAGGUUUCACUUUUUCGCCUUGGUACCUCAUCAGAGACUUCCUGAUGGGAGCCAUCAGGUGAAUGAACGUCAGUCACGCAAACAGAAACCCUCUCCAGCGCCUGUUGCUGGGUUUGAUGAACUUGUUUGGCGGUGAUAUUUCAUCUUGGACUUUUAACCCCUCAGUCUGCCCAAGAACUAAGAAUAAAAGGAAUACAUUUCAUAUA
Messenger RNA from Elephantulus edwardii (Cape elephant shrew), 1408 nucleotides. RefSeq names its product NADH dehydrogenase (ubiquinone) complex I, assembly factor 7 (gene NDUFAF7). The transcript is spliced from 10 exons. Bases 1 to 1338 code for a protein of 445 amino acids. Gene Ontology annotation, cellular component: mitochondrion. NCBI's taxonomy places the organism in Eukaryota, Metazoa, Chordata, Mammalia, Macroscelidea, Macroscelididae. The record is from RefSeq and is a predicted model, not a curated record. Gene Ontology annotation, molecular function: protein-arginine omega-N symmetric methyltransferase activity. Gene Ontology annotation, biological process: mitochondrial respiratory chain complex I assembly.